GCCUCGGCCUCCCAGAAUGCUAGGAUUACAAGUGUGAGCCCCCACACCUGUCCCGUGAUUUUUAAUUGACUUUAGUAUCUGUGUUCAGGGAGAGAAUGGGGUCAUAAAGUCAACCCAACUGCCUGUCAAGAGAAUGGGAGCUUUGGUGUGAGGGUACAAACAGUAACUUUCUAACUUAUUUCAUAGAGCAAAUCUGUAACUAUUGUUAAAAUUUUUUAACCUGUUAUUAGUGGACCUUGGAAUAUAUUGAAACUUAAGACCAUAGUCUAUGCAGAACAGGUAUAUAACAGUAUCAUUUUAUAGUACAUGAUUUGAAUUAAAUUGUUAGAAUUUGGCUUUGUUUUCUGAUUAGUGUCGAUUUUGAUUGCCUACUCACCAGUUAGUAAUCUUUGGAAAAAAGCACUCAAGUAUGCACUGUUUGUUGAGUAUCACUAUUUCAGGCACACUGAGAUAAAAUCUUCCUAAGUGAAGGAUGCCUUUGUAAUACUGCAAAUCACCUUUUAAUUCAUUUUGGUAAAUUAAACACAUAACGAAUUAAUUUUAGUCCAAACAGUUACAAAGUCAACAUUGAUGGUUGAUAUUUUUCCCCUAUUUUAGGCUAAUGCAAAUUAUUUUUAACUUACUAAUUACAAUCCAGUGAUUGGGAGUAGAUAAACAUAGAUUAAGAAGUUUAACAGUUAAAGUUUUAUUAUUUUUUAACUUUUAUUUUUCCAUACUUGAUUAUUUAAUGACAAAGUUAUCUUUAAAACAUGUACCCUGACAGAAAAGACAUCUGACAAACAAAACUAGCAAAUUAAUCUUCCAGUUUGCAUCUGCAAAAUAUGUCUCUACAAACAGAAGUGAACAAGUACUGUAAUAGACAGCAUACAGCUCUAUAUGCAGGACUCCUUUGUGUGCAAAACUAGGAGAAAGCAUGGGUCAAAACAAGGCAAAUGAGGGUGGAAAAAACUUUAAAAUUUCAUCACAAUUGAGUUGAAGGAGAGUUUGGAUGAAAUUUGUGAGGAAUCCAAAGCUUCUAUUGUUCAGAGGAAGAGCCACUACAGGAAGAAGAAAUGAGAAGAACAUACCCUCUAAUUUGACAAAUAAUAUACAUGACUGUUAGGAAAAAAAUGCAUCUGGAGUUCUCCUGUGUGUAAUAUUCCAGAUAUUUUCUGAACAAAAAUAGUUCAGUCUCAUAAAUGUCUUUCCAUUUCAUUUCUACUCUAGGUCUCUGGAAUAUGCUUGCCAGUCACCUUCUGAUUUUUAUUUUAAAAAUGAAAAUAAAGUAUGCUGUGAAAAUAAUAACAAACCUGACACUGUACAUGUUUUUAACACAGACCAGGAGAAUUUUUAUAAUGACACAGAAAGUACAAAAGCAAGGAACCCAGAAGUGGUUAUCACUGAAAUAAAAGAAGACCAAGAGUGUUACAGGCACAGGAUGAAAAAAAUCACCAAAAUAACACUAAUUGCAAAGAGGACAUCAGAAAUACGCUGCCUCAGUUUAGUGAUCCAAAAAGUCUUUUAGAUUUGUGGCUUACCUCCUCCAGAGAAAUGGAGCAUCUUGCAGAAAAAAUGAAAAAGUGCAGAAAUAAGAAAAUGGAAGUGUUAAGAAACCUAAAUGCUGAUGACAGUGACAAUGAUGAUAAUCAUGAUGAAUUAAUUUAAGAAAGGAGCAGAAAACCUGAUAAUCAUCAGUUUCCCAGGCAGAAGAGUGAAGAGUAUAAUAGGCUCCUCUGCAUCUGCCUGCACAGUUGUUUGGUACCCAGCUGGGAGAAGGAGGCGUCAUCUGCCGCAUGCUGAAGGCUGAAGCCUGCAGGACUGCGGCUGGCCUCCCGGGCUCGCCUCACUGGCUCACCUCACAGCAGUUGGUGGCAGCAGCGGACACUGCAGCCAGCCAGAGUGUAGAAAGGUGACAGGGACUGCUCUACAUUUGGCGUGUGCCCACGGCCAUCCGGGAGUGGUAGCUGACUUGGUGGCCAGAAAAUGCCAGCUUAACCUCACUGACAGUGAAAACAGGACAGCUCUGAUCAAGGCUGUACAAUGUCAAGAAGAAGUUUGUGCAUCCAUCCUGCUGGAACAUGGCGCUGACCCAAAUGUUAGAGAUAUGUAUGGCAACACUGCUCUGCACUAUGCCAUUGAUAAUGAGAAUAUAUCAAUGGCAGGAAAACUGCUUGCAUAUGGUGCAGAUAUUGAAGCAAAAAGCCAGGAUGAAUAUACAUCACUUUUACUUGCCAUAAAUAGGAAAAAAGAGCAAAUGGUGACAUUUUUGUUGAAGAAAAAACCAGAUUUAACUGCAAUAGAUAAUUUUGGAAGAACAGCCCUGAUACUUGCUGCUUGUAAUGGAUCAACAGGUGUAGUCUUCCAGCUUCUUCAGCACAAUGUUGAUGUCUGUUGCCGAGAUAUAUCUGGAUGGACUGCAGAAGACUACGCCAUUGCUUAUAACUUUCAAGCCAUUCGCAGACUAAUUUCUGAAUAUAAAGCAAACAAGAGACGUAAACGUCUUCAAAAUAGGAAUCCAGAAGGAACAGCUAACAGGAUUGCCCCUUUGCCAAAAGGAAAAGCAAGUGCAAAAGUAGCGCCUGCUGUUACCAUUGAAGACUGCAUGAACAGGCUUUCCUGCAGACUGGAUACUUUUUUAGUGCGUAUGCGACUAAAAAAGGAUGGUGACUUCAAUUUUAAAUCCAAGAAUGUUCCAGAACAACACUUAACGAAGCGAAGAACUAUUUCUCAACAACCAACAAGGACUAUUUCUCAACAAGCAAUCUUCUCAACGAGGAAGAAUCUGAAAACGACAUAUGGUACUGUGAGAACAGGAAAUAUAACUUUGCUUGAGGGCAGCAGUUCUGACAGCGAAAAUGAAGAUGGGGUUAAAAUCCAUCCUGAAAUCGUCAGUGGUCAGCCUCGUCGACCUACACACCCUGGUCUGAAACCUUCCCUCAAUCCUAUAGUGAACCCUGGUGUUACAAAGGAGGAAGCAACAAAACCAUCAACUGGAAGAAACAAAAAUGAUAAGUCAUCAUCAGGAUCAGAAGAGGAAGAUACAGGAUCAUCCCGUAGUUCUAAGAGUAUCUCCAAGAAUCUUCUCCAGAAGUAUGGUGGUCAUUCAUCUGGGCCUGCUGAUCAGCAGAGGAAAAAUGCAGUAAAUGGAAAUGUAGAUGAACAAGACUUAAAAUUGAUAUCAGAGGGAGAGCAAGACAGGCUUCAAGGAUGUGAAAAUAACCAGCCACAGGUUGCAGAAAAAAUGAGAAAGUGCAGAAAUAAGAAAAUGGAAGUGUCAAGAAACCUACAUGCUGAUGACAGUGACAAUGAUGAUGAUGAUGAUGAAUUAAUUCAAGAAAGAAGGGGCAGGAAAUCUGAUGAUCAUCAGUUUCCCAGGCAGAAGAGGGAAGAGUACAAUAGGCUUGCAAGGAAAACCUCUAAUGAAAAGAACAAGGUUAAAAGAGAUCUAUAUUCCAAGGAUGACCUCAAUGACAUAAUUUGGUCACCUGAAACAUCCUCGGAGGAUGAUGACUUGCCUUAUUCCAGUGAUAAAAACUUUAUGUUAUUCAUUGAACAACAUGGAAUGGAGCAUAAAGAACAAGACUUAGAAAUGACAUCAGAGGGAGAGCAAGAGAGCCUUGAAGGAUGUGAAAGUAGCCAGCCACAGGUUGAAGAAAAAAUGAAGAAAUGCAGAAAUAAGAAAAUGGAAGUUUCAAGAAACGUACAUGCUGAUGACAGUGACAAUUAUAAUGAUGAUGUUGAUGAAUUAACUCACAAAAUAAAGAACAGAAAACCUGAUAAUCAUCAGUUUCCCAGGAAGGAGAAUGACAAGUUUGAUAGGCUUGCAAGGAAAACCUCCAAUGAAAAGAGCAAGGUUAAAAGCCAAAUAUAUUUCAAGGAUGACCUUAAUGACGUAACUGGGUCAUCUAUAAAAACCUCAGAGGAUGAUGACUUGCCUUACUCUGAUGAUAAGAAUUUUAUGUUACGCAUUGAACAACAUGGAAUGGAGUGUAAAGAUUUUGUUAGCCUAUUGAAAAUCAAGAAUGCAAUAGCUGCAUGUGAAAGAUCAAUAGAACAUAAAAAAUGUAACUGUGAACAACUUAAAGUAAAAUUUCAAAAAAUGAAAAAUAAGAUUAGCAUGCUACAAAAGGAACUAUCUGAAACAGACGAAACCAAAUCACAGUUAGAGCAUCAGAAUCUUGAAUGUAAACAAAAGCUCUGUAAUUUCAGCUGUAUCUUACAAGAAGAAGAAGAAAAAAGAAGAAAGGCUGAAGAGUUGUAUGAAAAAGAUACAGAAGAGUUAAAAAUAAUGGAAGAGCAGUAUAGGACACAAACUGAAGUGAAAAAACAACUUCAACUGACUCUCAAAUCAUUGGAAGUGGAACUGAAGACUGUAAGAAGUAACUCAAAUGAGAGUUCUCAUACUCAUGAAAAAGAAAGAGACCUGUGGCAGGAAAAUCACUUGAUGCGGGAUGAAAUUGCCAGACUCAGGCUGGAAAUAGACACAAUUAAAUAUCAGAACCAGGAAACAGAAAAGAAAUAUUUCAAGGAUAUUGAAAUUAUAAAGGAAAACAAUGAAGACCUUGAAAAGACUCUAAAGCUGAAUGAGGAAACAUUAACAAAAACAAUAACCCGUUACAGUAAAGAGCUUAGUGCUCUGAUGGAUGAGAAUACAGUGCUCAAUUUGGAGCUAGAGAAGGAAAAACAAAGCACACAAAGACUGAAAACAGAAAUGGAAUCAUACCCUUGUAGACUGACUGCUGCCCUACAUGAUCACGAUCAAUGUCUGUCAGCAAAAAGAGACCGACAGCUUGCUUUCCAGAGCACAGUAAAUGAAUGGUGUCAUUUACAAGAAAAUAUUAAUUCUCACAUUGAAAUUCUUUCUCAGCAACUUUCUAAAAUUGAGAGUACAUCCAGUGGCCUGGAAACUGAGCUCCAUUAUGAAAGAGAGGCUGUCAAAGAAAAGACAUUGGCUAUAGAACACAUGCAAGGAGUCCUAAGCCGAACACAGUGUCAACUGAAGGACAUUGAGCACAUGUACCAAAAUGACCAACCUAUUUUUGAAAAAUACGUGAGAAAGCAGCAAUCUAUAGAGGAUGGACUAUUUCAACUACAAAGCCGAAAUCUGUUGUAUCAACAGCAGUGUAAUGAUGCUGACAAGAAAGCUGACAAUCAGGAAAAAACAAUAAUUAAUAUCCAAGCCAAAUGUGAAGAUACUGUAGAAAAACUUCAAGCUGAGUGUAGAAAGCUAGAAGAGAACAAUAAGGAGUUGAUGAAGGAAUGUACUCUUUUAAAAGAAAGACAAUGCCAAUAUGAAAAAGAGAAAGAAGAAGGAGAAGUAGUCAUGAGACAGCUUCAGCGAGAAGUGGGGGAUACCCUGAACAAACAGUCACUGUCAGAAGCUAUGCUAGAGAUUUCAUCACAAUGUCACCAUAAUUUAGAAGAUGAGACACGAGAUUCAAAAAAGAAAUUAGACCAGCUGAGAAGUCAAUUGCAAGAAAUGCAGGAUCAACGCACAGGGACUCUAAGAUGUGCUGAGGAGAUGCCAGACCACGUGCAAAAGCUUAAAAUAGAAAAUGCCAUGUUAAAAAUUAGAAUGAAAAAGCGAGCGAACAAAAUUGAGCAGCUUCAGAAAGUUUUGAUGCAGCAGGUGUGCAAGAAAACAUAACUACAGAAGUAGACAAAGAGUUAUUGUGCAUUUCUGUGUCAUCUACAUGCCAUGCGAGUCUUAAAACCAAUUGUCAAUUUCUACAAAAUACCUGCUUGGAUUUGGGCUGUGAUUACAUUACGUCAUGAGAAAGUAUGAACAUCUUAACAAUGUUGAGUCUCUCAACCCGUGAAUAAGGUAUUUUCUUAGAUCUUCUUUGAUUUUUCUCAACAAUACUUUUUAGUUAUCAUUGUACAGAUAUUUUGCAUAGUGUGUCAGAUAUAUUCCCAAGAAUUUUAUUUUAAUGCUAUUAUAAAUAGUAUUAUUUUUAAAAUUUCAAUUCCUAGCAGUUUAUUUCUAACAUAUAGAAUUAUAAUUGAUUUUUGUAUAUUGAUCAUGUAUCCUGCAAUGUGGCAAAACUCACUGGUGUCAGUAACGUUAUAAUUGAUUUCACUUGGUUUUCCACAUAGAUGAUUAUGUCUGCAAAUAAAGACCGUUUUACGUA
This is a messenger RNA of Macaca mulatta (Rhesus monkey), 6110 nucleotides long. The record is from RefSeq and is a predicted model, not a curated record. NCBI's taxonomy places the organism in Eukaryota, Metazoa, Chordata, Mammalia, Primates, Cercopithecidae.